This is a messenger RNA of Trematosphaeria pertusa, 1169 nucleotides long. Its product is annotated as phosphoadenosine phosphosulfate reductase. Gene Ontology annotation, cellular component: cytoplasm. NCBI's taxonomy places the organism in Eukaryota, Fungi, Ascomycota, Dothideomycetes, Pleosporales, Trematosphaeriaceae. The record is from RefSeq and is a predicted model, not a curated record. Bases 250 to 1155 code for a protein of 301 amino acids. The transcript is spliced from 2 exons. Gene Ontology annotation, molecular function: phosphoadenylyl-sulfate reductase (thioredoxin) activity.
CGCCAUACUGCUCCAGUAUGAGCACCAACACAUUGAUUUCAAACGCCAGCCGAUGACGGAGCUGGAUAUAUACUCUCGCUGCAUUGCUUCUCCUCGACCUCUACAUCUACGUUGCAGUCCAGAAUUCCGGCUUCUCGCCUUAAUUCCCGCGCCAAAAGCCACUGCAGAUUCUCAAAAGCAAUCCCCUUUCCUCAUCCGGAUUGUCCUCACGUGCGCCUGAAUUGCUAGCAGUGCCAGGUGCUCUUCAACAUGGCAUCACCCGUAUACGGAGAACCCUUCGAGGGCGUCGUAAUCCACGAUGACGAGUCCGGGUAUGCCUCUGGUUCAUCGAGCCGAGACAGCAUCCCAGACGUCUACUUCAGCAAACCUCACGUCAAGUUCCUCAACACUCAAUUACAGAAGUUGGAGCCUCAAGACAUUCUUCGAUGGUGCAUCACCUCAUUACCAGGCCUGUAUCAGACAACAGCCUUUGGCUUGACGGGGCUAGUGACACUGGACAUGUUAUCAAAACUCGAUGGUCCUCUCAAGCACAACAUCGACCUCAUCUUCCUCGACACCCUUCACCAUUUCGAUGAGACUCUGGCGCUGGUUGAUCGAGUGCGGAGACGAUACGGAACUCCGAUCCACGUCUACAAGCCCGCCGGAUGCGACACCAUCGACGACUUCACUGCGAAGCACGGCCACAAACUAUGGGAGACGAACGACGAGCUGUACGACUAUGUCGCCAAGGUCGAGCCCGCACAGCGGGCGUACUCCGAGCUUCAGGUCAAGGCUGUCCUGACUGGACGCCGGAAGAGCCAAGGCGGCAAGCGUGGGGAUCUCGACAUCAUUGAAGUCGACGAUGCCGGUCUCAUCAAGGUCAACCCGCUUGCCAAUUGGUCAUUCACUCAAGUACAGGAGUACGUCAAUGCGAACAAGGUGCCAUACAACGAGCUCCUCGACCGCGGAUAUAAGAGCGUGGGUGACUGGCACUCUACCCAGGCGGUCGCUGCCGGCGAAGACGAGCGAUCUGGACGCUGGAAAGGAAAGCCUAAGACGGAGUGCGGAAUUCACAACCCCAAGUCGCGGUAUGCCCAAUUCCUUCUGCAGCAAGAGCUGAGGCGGCAAGAGGAAGAAAUAAGCGAGCAGCUGCAGAAUACGUCGUUGGCUGCAUAAGGCUGAAUGUCGUC